AUGGGCCGCGAGCUCAACCCGCGGAUCGGGUCCUUCGACCUCAAGUGCUUCUGCGAGCUCCGGCCGGGCCUCAUCGGCUGGGCCGUGCUCAACGCGGGCAUGCUCUGCAAGCAGCGCGAGCUCGACGGCAAAGUCUCCGGCGCGAUGGUCCUCGUGAACGCGUUCCAGCUGCUCUACGUCUGGGACGCGCUCUUCUACGAGAAGGUCAUCCUGACGACCAUGGACAUCACGACGGACGGCUUCGGCUACAUGCUGGCCUUCGGGGACCUGGCCUGGGCGCGGUACCUCGUGCGCCACGACCCGGGGCUCGGGCCGGUCGCGCUCGCGGCGAUCGUCGCGCUCAAGGUCGUCGGCUACGCCGUCUUCCGCGGCGCGAACAACCAGAAGGACGCCUUCCGCCGCGACCCGGCGAAGGCCAUCGCCGAGGGCACGACGUUCCUCGACACGCGGCGCGGCACGAAGCUCAUCACGUCCGGCUACUGGGGCGCCGCGCGCAAGGUCAACUACACGGGCGACUGGCUCAUGUCCCUGGCCUGGUGCCUCCUCGCGGGCUUCGGCUCGCCCGUGCCCUACUUCUACUGCGCCUACUUCCUCGUCCUGCUCGUGCACCGCGCGCUCCGCGACGACCACGCGUGCGCGCUCAAGUACGGCGCGGACUGGCCCGAGUACAAGAAGAAGGUGCCCUACCUCUUCGUCCCCUUCGUCUUCUAG
Molecule: messenger RNA, 711 nt
Organism: Aureococcus anophagefferens
Lineage: Eukaryota; Pelagophyceae; Pelagomonadales; Pelagomonadaceae
Exons: 2
Coding region: 1-711 (236 amino acids)
Biological process (GO): sterol biosynthetic process
Cellular component (GO): endoplasmic reticulum membrane
Molecular function (GO): oxidoreductase activity, acting on the CH-CH group of donors, NAD or NADP as acceptor
Source: RefSeq, a predicted model, not a curated record